This is a messenger RNA of Fulvia fulva, 1005 nucleotides long. RefSeq lists its product as uncharacterized. The transcript is spliced from 4 exons. The record is from RefSeq and is a predicted model, not a curated record. Bases 1 to 1005 code for a protein of 334 amino acids. NCBI's taxonomy places the organism in Eukaryota, Fungi, Ascomycota, Dothideomycetes, Mycosphaerellales, Mycosphaerellaceae.
AUGCGUCGAGACGACGAACUGCCGCUCGUAUUAGAGGGAAUAAGCACGAUGAGAGGCUACGCGCUUUUUGGAGCCGCUUGGCUAGCCUCCAGUAGCAGGACACCUCCAUCAUAUGGACAGCCACCCACAGCUUACGGGGCCGCGCAGACGAGCGGACACAAUUCCCUGACGUGGCAUCAUGUUCCGUACAAAAUGCAGUAUCCGCAUACAUCGAAUGCUUCUUCUGGCUUCGCGAAUCAGACGGCCACGAACGAGCCACCGUCAUACGGUACAUCAAUAAGGCAAACGUCGAACCCGUCAUCGAACACUACCUUUUAUCCUACGUCCUCGAGACCCGCCUCAAUCUCGCCCAUUGUACCGACAAACUUCACGGUAUUGCCGGUACCUACACCAAGCGGCCCGAUCUCUGCCAAUACCACGAAGACCGGCUCUCUGAACUGUGCAAGCUGCUUGUUCGGCGCUGCCACGGCAACGCUGCACAGAUUUCCAUACACGUUCGUGGCGACGCUCACCGUUACAAUCGCGCCACAGGUGAUCAUCCACCCGAAUGGCUCGCGUGAGGCCACGACCAUUACGCGAAGUCCAACUCAGCUAUCAAGCUUCCAGUCCGCAGCGAGUACGUUGAGAACGUUCACAGACGACCGCGAGAAGACUUGGUCUACUCUUGGCGUGACCAUGUCAUUUCCCACGACCUACAUUCAGUACGCCAGCUUCGAACGAGCACAGCUGCGCAACGCCAGCGGAAGAAUCGCGAAUUGUAGUGGUGCUUACACCUGCUGGGGCCAUGUUCACCGUAACGAAUAUGUCAAAGUUGCCGGGUCCUCUACCGACAGCGCUGGUGAGCUAUCUCGAUCGCAUCGGAAGCAAUGGAUCGUAUACAGCCCUCAAGGGCGUCGCGAAGUGCUCGCCAUUGAGGCCUACGGCAAUUGUCAAGCCGGCUCCACGGCCGCCGCGCGGGACCAGCACAAGCACAUGCUAUACUCUUACGAGUACGCUAAUGCCUAG